Molecule: messenger RNA, 450 nt
Organism: Gongylonema pulchrum
Lineage: Eukaryota; Metazoa; Nematoda; Chromadorea; Rhabditida; Gongylonematidae
Source: the annotation of a GenBank genome assembly
AUGAAUGACCAGGGAAUUAUUUACUUUAUUCCCCAUCAUGAAGUUGUUAUGCCACAAAAAAUCACUAUUAAACUAAGGACUGCAUUUGACGCUUCUGCAAAGUCUGGCAAUGAUCGAAGUCUCAGUGAUGUCCAUUAUCGCGGUCCAAUUAUUCUUUCAGAAUUAAUAGGAAUCGCGUUAUGGUUUAGAAUGUUGGGUGCUGCUACUAUUUGCAAUAUAGAGAAGACUUUUCUACGGUUGGAACUGAAAGAAGAAGAUCGAAACGGCACUUGCGUUUUGUGGGCAUGUAAUUUUACCAGUCCAAUAUCAACACAGAACAUUAUUAUUUAUCGGUUCUCAAGGGUUCCAUUUGAAGUUGUUAGCCAUCAUUUUUGCUCAUGGCAAUGUUGCAUCAAGGCUAAUCGACGCUUAAACGAUAAGGCAGGCAUUAUGGAACUUGUAAGUGGAUAA